This is a messenger RNA of Stegodyphus dumicola, 1200 nucleotides long. Its product is annotated as fibroin heavy chain-like. The record is from RefSeq and is a predicted model, not a curated record. NCBI's taxonomy places the organism in Eukaryota, Metazoa, Arthropoda, Arachnida, Araneae, Eresidae.
GUGAACUUACUCAAGAAACACAAAGAUUAGUGGCUGAAUUGCAACAAAAUGAGGCACAAGAUGAAGUACAAGAAAUUGAAGACAUAAUCAGCAGCCUUAGGGCUGAAGAACGAAGGGCUAUAGCACGUGGAGCAGGAGCUGGAUUUGGACAAGGAGCAGGAGGUGAAUAUGGACGAGGAGCAGGAGGUGGACAAAGAGGGCCGAAUGAAUUGUAUAAUUACCAAUUCCUCUCUCAAAGCCAGGAAUUUGACUUAGGGGCAGAUGGUGGCGGCGUAGGAGCAGGAGCUGGUGUUGGCACAGGAGCAGGAUUUGGUGCUGGAGCAGGACUUGGUGCAGGAGUAGGCCUUGGUGCUGAAGCAGGUCUUGGUGCUGGAGCUGGACUUGGUGCUGGAGCUGGUCUUGGUCCUGGCGUAGGGGCAGGAGUUGGUGCUAGCGAAGGAACAGGUGCUGGGGCAGGAGUUGGAGCUGGCAUAGGUGCAGGAGUUGGUGCUAGCGUAAGAGCAGGUGCUGGAGCAGGAGCAGGAGAGGGUACUGGCUUAGGAGCAGGUUAUCCCCUUUACCAAAUCCUCGCUCAAAGGCAAGCAUAUAUACAAAGCAUUGAAGCAGGUCUUGGCUUAGGAGGAGGUUUUGGUACUGGCGCAGGAGGGGGUGCUGGAGUAGGUAUUGGUACUGGCGUAGGAGCAGGUGUUGGUGCUGGAGCAGGGGCUGGUGCUGGAGCAGGUUUUGGCGCUGGAGCAGGAUUUGGUGUUGGGGCGGGAGUUGGCGUAGGAGCAGGUGCUGGUGCUGGAGUAGUACUCGGUGCUGGAGCAGGACUUGGUGCUGAAGCAGGUAUUGGUGCUGGAGUAGAAGCAGGUCUAGGUGCUGGAGCAGGACUCGGUGCUGGAGCAGGACUUGGAGCUGGAGCAGGACUUUGUGCUGGGGCAGGUCUUGGCGCUAGCUUAGGAGCAAGUGUUGGUACUGCAGCAGGUCUUGGGGCUGAGCAGGACUCGGUGCUGGAGCAGGACUUGGAGCCGCAGCGGGUCUUGAUGCUGGAGCUCAUUUUUCCAAUACCUUGCUCGACGCCUGGGAUAUAAAUUAGGAGGUUUUCGUGCCGGCUUAGGAGGCGGAGCUGGUGCUGGAGUAGUAGCAGGUGUUGGUGCCGGAGCAGGAGUUGGCGCUGGAGCAGGCCUGGGUGCUGGAGCAGGUCUUGGUGCUGGAGCA